This is a messenger RNA of Mollisia scopiformis, 920 nucleotides long. Its product is annotated as putative AP-1-like transcription factor. Gene Ontology annotation, molecular function: DNA-binding transcription activator activity, RNA polymerase II-specific; transcription cis-regulatory region binding. The coding region runs from base 100 to 756 and encodes 218 amino acids. Gene Ontology annotation, cellular component: RNA polymerase II transcription regulator complex. The transcript is spliced from 3 exons. The record is from RefSeq and is a predicted model, not a curated record. NCBI's taxonomy places the organism in Eukaryota, Fungi, Ascomycota, Leotiomycetes, Helotiales, Mollisiaceae.
UUCACAUACCUAUAUACAGCCCAAGUAUCUCUUCCAUCGAGCCAUAGCAUCAAGGGCAUCACAUCUAAAACCGAGCACAACACUCUUCCUUGUUUCAUCAUGGCAGCUGGACAGUACCAGGACAACUCCGUGGAUAGCCAAUCUUUCCUAGUGGCUCCAGAUAUGAAUGGAGGAAUGUAUGAUGGCACCUCCAGCGAAUCUUCAGCAAGCUCACCACUCAAUUGCAAUGGCUUCGACAACCUAUAUGGAGCAAAUGGCUUCAUGCCAUACCCAGCAUUUCCAAUGCAAUAUCCUAUGAACGGCGAAGGAAUGACUCCGAUGGGCCUGAUCCCCGUGGAACUUGACAUCGAGGGCCUCUAUGAGGACCAUGACAGACGACGGAGGAAGAAUGGUAGUGACAAGACUGUUUCUUCGCAUGUCCACUCGCGUCGUCGAGCUCAGAAUCGCGCAUCCCAACGAGCGUUCCGAGACCGAAAGGAGAAGCACAUGCGCGAACUCGAACAACGAUUGAAUGAGCUUGAAGGUCGACACAGCGAUCUUUCUAGAUCGUAUGAAUCCUUGCAACUCGAAUAUACCAGCGUGAAACAAGAGUUGGACAAGUUUCGCAAGGACAAUGCUAGACGUGAAGGAUCGUCCUCAAGGAAUUAUCAGUCCAGAGAUUGGGAAGAAUCGAAACCAGAGAUACUGGACCCUCUCUUAUUCGAUGUAUCGGCCUUUUGUUUUGAUCAAGACGACAGCACGGAUCGGAAGGACUAAAAUGAUUAUGCUUCUCUGCGGCGUUUGGAGGGUGGAAUUUUGACAUUGCAGCAGGCGCCAUUGAUAUCUCCAAAUUGAUGGAGGGGUAGAUACCGGGCUUCGGGGCUUCUGAUUCUGGGCGCCACUAUGGCAAGCUUCAUGUCGAUAUUGAUAACUAUCUAUAA